Messenger RNA from Pongo pygmaeus (Bornean orangutan), 5124 nucleotides. It is a transcript of the gene HELLS, whose product is annotated as helicase, lymphoid specific. The record is from RefSeq and is a predicted model, not a curated record. Gene Ontology annotation, biological process: pericentric heterochromatin formation; lymphocyte proliferation; DNA methylation-dependent constitutive heterochromatin formation. Gene Ontology annotation, molecular function: ATP binding; chromatin binding. The coding region runs from base 490 to 3003 and encodes 837 amino acids. The transcript is spliced from 22 exons. NCBI's taxonomy places the organism in Eukaryota, Metazoa, Chordata, Mammalia, Primates, Hominidae. Gene Ontology annotation, cellular component: nucleus; pericentric heterochromatin.
GUGCAGAUACGCAGACGUCUCUACCUACAGGAUCAUGGGCUAGGGGGUGCUCAAUCACAGCAGCCAGCGUGGGAAGGCGUCUUGCAAAGUAUUAACAGCACUACCAAACUUUAAUUGCGUAGUUCGGAAUCAGAUAUGCGAGGAAACUGGGUCCUCCACUAUCGGCCACCUCGCCCAAUCUCACAGGAUAGUUAUAGGCUGAGUUCAGCAGCGGGACCCAGUUUCCUCCUGACAGAGGUCCGGGUAAAGGGUUACGGUUACCACAGGUCGCUCCUGACGAAAACCGCAAGCUGCGCCAAAUCUCGCGCAGCGGGCGGGGAAUGUAAGGUAUCGCGAGAUGACAGGAUUUUCCCGCGAAGGAGAAGCGCGCUUUUUUCCCUGGCGGGGGAUUUGGCUAGAAGGCUGGGCCGGCAGCGGCUGUGAGGAGUUAGCUCGCGGCAUUGCAGGCUCUGAGUGGAGGGGACCCGGUUCCCGGGUGAGUGUCCAGGCAUGCCAGCGGAACGGCCCGCGGGCAGCGGCGGCUCGGAGGCUCCAGCAAUGGUUGAACAACUGGACACUGCCGUGAUUACCCCGGCCAUGCUAGAAGAGGAAGAACAGCUUGAAGCUGCUGGACUAGAGAGAGAGCGGAAGAUGCUGGAAAAGGCUCGCAUGUCUUGGGAUAGAGAGUCAACAGAAAUUCGGUACCGUAGACUUCAACAUUUGCUUGAAAAAAGCAAUAUCUACUCCAAAUUUUUAUUGACGAAAAUGGAACAGCAACAGUUAGAGGAACAGAAGAAGAAAGAAAAAUUGGAGAGAAAAAAGGAGUCUUUAAAAGUUAAAAAGGAUAAAAAUUCAAUUGAUGCAAGUGAAGAGAAGCCAGUUAUGAGGAAAAAAAGAGGAAGAGAAGAUGAAUCAUACAAUAUUUCAGAGGUCAUGUCAAAAGAGGAAAUUUUGUCUGUGGCUAAAAAAAAUAAAAAGAAUGAGGAUGAAAACUCCUCCUCUACUAAUCUCUGUGUGGAAGAUCUUCAGAAAAAUAAAGAUUCAAAUAGUAUAAUUAAAGAUAGAUUGUCUGAAACGGUUAGGCAGAAUACUAAAUUCUUUUUUGACCCAGUCCGGAAGUGUAAUGGUCAGCCAGUACCUUUUCAACAACCAAAGCACUUCACAGGAGGAGUGAUGCGAUGGUACCAAGUAGAAGGCAUGGAAUGGCUUAGGAUGCUUUGGGAAAAUGGAAUUAAUGGCAUUUUAGCAGAUGAAAUGGGAUUGGGUAAGACAGUUCAGUGCAUUGCUACUAUUGCAUUGAUGAUUCAGAGAGGAGUACCAGGACCUUUUCUUGUCUGUGGCCCUUUGUCUACACUUCCUAACUGGAUGGCUGAAUUCAAAAGAUUUACACCAGAUAUCCCUACAAUGUUAUAUCAUGGAACCCAGGAGGAACGUCAAAAAUUGGUAAGAAAUAUUUACAAACGGAAAGGGACUUUGCAGAUUCAUCCUGUGGUGAUCACGUCAUUUGAAAUAGCCAUGAGAGACCGAAAUGCGUUACAGCAUUGCUAUUGGAAAUACUUAAUAGUAGAUGAAGGACACAGGAUUAAGAAUAUGAAGUGCCGUCUAAUCAGGGAGUUAAAACGAUUCAAUGCUGAUAACAAACUUCUUUUGACUGGUACUCCCUUGCAAAACAAUUUAUCAGAACUUUGGUCAUUGCUAAACUUUUUGUUGCCAGAUGUAUUUGAUGACUUGAAAAGCUUUGAGUCUUGGUUUGACAUCACUAGUCUUUCUGAAACUGCUGAAGAUAUUAUUGCUAAAGAAAGAGAACAGAAUGUAUUGCAUAUGCUGCACCAGAUUUUAACACCUUUCUUAUUGAGAAGACUGAAGUCUGAUGUUGCUCUUGAAGUUCCUCCUAAACGAGAAGUAGUCGUUUAUGCUCCACUUUCAAAGAAGCAGGAGAUCUUUUAUACAGCCAUUGUGAACCGUACAAUUGCAAACAUGUUUGGAUCCAGUGAGAAAGAAACAAUUGAGUUAAGUCCUACUGGUCGACCAAAACGACGAACUAGAAAAUCAAUAAAUUACAGCAAAAUAGAUGGUUUCCCUAAUGAAUUGGAAAAAUUGAUCAGUCAAAUACAGCCAGAGGUGGACCGAGAAAGGACUGUUGUGGAAGUGAAUAUCCCUGUAGAAUCUGAAGUUAAUCUGAAGCUGCAGAAUAUAAUGAUGCUACUUCGUAAAUGUUGUAAUCAUCCAUAUUUGAUUGAGUAUCCUAUAGACCCUGUUACACAAGAGUUUAAGAUCGAUGAAGAAUUGGUAACAAAUUCUGGGAAGUUCUUGAUUUUGGAUCGAAUGCUGCCAGAACUAAAAAAAAGAGGUCACAAGGUGCUGCUUUUUUCACAAAUGACAAGCAUGUUGGACAUUUUGAUGGAUUACUGCCAUCUCAGAGAUUUCAACUUCAGCAGGCUUGAUGGGUCCAUGUCUUACUCAGAGAGAGAAAAAAAUAUGCACAGCUUUAAUACGGAUCCAGAGGUGUUUAUCUUCUUAGUGAGUACACGAGCUGGUGGCCUGGGCAUUAAUCUGACUGCGGCAGAUACAGUUAUCAUUUAUGAUAGUGAUUGGAACCCCCAGUCGGAUCUUCAGGCCCAGGAUAGAUGUCAUAGAAUUGGUCAGACAAAGCCAGUUGUUGUUUAUCGCCUUGUUACAGCAAAUACUAUUGAUCAGAAAAUUGUGGAAAGAGCAGCUGCUAAAAGGAAACUGGAAAAGUUGAUCAUCCAUAAAAAUCAUUUCAAAGGUGGUCAGUCUGGAUUAAAUCUGUCUAAGAAUUUCUUAGAUCCUAAGGAAUUAAUGGAAUUAUUAAAAUCUAGAGAUUAUGAAAGGGAAAUAAAAGGAUCAAGAGAGAAGGUCAUUAGUGAUAAAGAUCUAGAGUUGUUGUUAGAUCGAAGUGAUCUUAUUGAUCAAAUGAAUGCUUCAGGACCAAUUAAAGAGAAGAUGGGGAUAUUCAAGAUACUAGAAAAUUCCGAAGAUUCCAGUCCUGAAUGUUUGUUUUAAACUGGAGCUCAAGAAUAGCUUUUAAAAGUUCUUGUUUACAUCUAGUGAUUUCCCUGUAUUGGGUUUGAAAUACUGAUUGUCCACUUCACCUUUUUUAUUAUAUCAGUUGACAUGUAACUAGUACCAUGCGUACUUAAAUAGAUGGUAAUUUUCUGAGCCUUACCAAGAACAAAGAAGUAUCCAUAUUAAGUUUAGAUUUUCAGUUAAUUUUUGAGACUGAGUAGUAUUCUUGGAUACAGGCUGAUGUGUACUUAACCACUUCCAGAUUUAUACAGUCUUCCUGUGGAAGUUUAGUAAAUGUCUUUUUUCCCUCCUUCUAGUAAUGCAGUUCAUGGGCUUUAGGUACUUCAGUUAUGAAGUAGGCUUUUCAUGGGGAGAGAUUGGGAUUAUGCUCUCUGUUGUUUAAGAAAUUGUUUGAUUUUAGAGUCUAUUUCUAUGAGAUAGUUUACCAAAUAAAUGUUCCUUAUAAGAUGAUCUCAUUAAAUUAUUUCUUCAGGAAUAGCUUAGGUGCAAUAAUAGCAAAAGACUUGGCUGUCGGUAGGAUUUGGUUAUUUUGUUUUCUUGGUUUCAUUCACUAGUACUAUAGGAGUGUGUCAUAUAGAGAUUUCAAGUGGACAUUGUGUUAGCACAAGAGAAGUUUCUGAAUGAAACUUUAGGGUCUUGAGAAAUGACUAGAAAUUGGAAAUGGUAGUGUAUCAUGCCAAACAAGACAGACCCUGAAAAUUUAUAGUAGUGGGUUAACUAGAACCAAAUAUAAGAGAAUAGGCCUUAGGAAUAUGUAAGUAAUGCACAAUCUGUAAUAGAACAGCAUAAAGGCCAAAAGGGGCACAAUUUAGACCCUGUGUGAAAGGAUAUCAGACAAUGAGGAAGAGAAAUCCUGAAUGUACCCCGGAGAGGGGACGUACUCCAUAAGCCAUACAUUUCUGUGUUAGUGUUUAUUUCAUGGAAAAAUAUUGCUGUUGCCAUGUAUAUUCAAAUGCAGAUCAGAUGAUCUGUUUAGGAUAAUGGAACCGUCACUUAAGAAAAACUUAAUUUUUUUUUUCCUGUGUCCUGUUGGCACAGGUCUUUUCUUUUAAAUUUUUAUUUUAAUCGUUUUGGGGUACAAGUGGGUUUUGGUUACAUGGAUAAGUUCUUUGGUGGUGAAGAAAAACUUCAGAUAGAACAUUCGGUUAAAUAAAAGACUAUAGAGCAGGUUUAUUUGUUUUUUAAGUCAAAAUGUUAACCCAUUACAUAAGCAUGCUGACCUAGACUUGCUUGAAACUCAUGAUCUUGUCCUUAAGAGACCCAGUCUUUCCUGUUAACAUUGUCCUAAAUGACUGGUUUCAUAGUUUUACUCUGUCAUUGCACGUCUCAUAUCUCCUCCCUCUCACUUUGCUCCCUAUUGCCCUGAGAAAAUAGACGCAAUCAGAAAAGAAUCUUUAAAAGUUGUCACCGUUGCAUCUGUAAACCUAGCAUCUGUGCCCAUCUGUCCCCAUCUGCCCUUUAUUAUAUACUGUGGAUAUAUUGUUUGUCCUAGCUUGAGCCAAUUGCAAUGUCUCAUUUCUUUUAUAGCAAAACUCCUUGAAAAAGAGUUCUAUUAUAGCAAAACUCCUUGCCUGUAUUCAUUGUUUUUAGUUUGUUCUGUUUUUUCUGAACCCAUUCCAAUCAGAUACUCAUUUCCAUUGGAGCUGGUAUUUUUAAGGUCUCGUGACGUCAGUGACCUCAUUACUUGAUCUAUUAGCAGCAUUUCAUACAGUUGUUGACUCUUCUCCAUUAAAACACUUACUUUAUUUGGCUUCUAGCAGACAGAUUUGCCUGCUUUUUCUUCCUAUUUCUCUGACUCUCUUCUCAGUUUCCUUUGCUGUUUCGUUUUCUAUCCUCUAAACAUUGGAAUAUCCUAAGCCUAGUUUGGGAUUCCCUUGAUGGUCUUCAUUUCUUUAAUAGGAACUGUGCUGGUGACUCAAAUUUAUAUCUCCAGCCAGAACCUUUCUCCUGAAUUCCAGAUUCACAUAUCCGACUGUUUACUGGGUGCUUGAUAACUAUAUCUGUACUUUUCAUCUUGUUUAAUCCAAAUUUGCUGCUUUUGCAUUUUCCUUAGUUCAAUAAAUGACAACUUUAUUCUUCCAGUUGUUUAAACCAAAA